Messenger RNA from Cuscuta campestris, 1870 nucleotides. The record is from the annotation of a GenBank genome assembly. NCBI's taxonomy places the organism in Eukaryota, Viridiplantae, Streptophyta, Magnoliopsida, Solanales, Convolvulaceae.
AAUGACACUAAUAAUAUUAGAAUUUUGUUUUUGUGUUUGAUUGUGGAACUAGCAAAAUCCUUUGCUAUUAGUUCCCUUAAUGGUAGUUCCCUGUCCUCGUGAAUUCCCACUUUUUCUUGCUCGCUGCUUCGAUCACAUCGCCAUUAACUCCCUUGAGAAAUCAAAUCUCUUCUUCUUCUUGAAACCUCCGUCGCCCCACCGCAACCUCCUCCGGUUCCUCUUCUUAAUCGCAUCGCCACCCAUUGUUCCGACUCGCAAUUCCCGUCUCUCCACGUUCUCUCCCACAAAAAUGUCUCGCCUUCUGCAGACCAGCUUCGUCCCCGCCGCGCCGGCCUCCCUGCGCCGCCCAUCCGCCGCCCCUUCCGUUUCCCGUACCCGUGUGCACGUUGUGAAAUCGAAGAUCCGCGAGAUUUUCAUGCCGGCGCUUAGCUCCACCAUGACGGAAGGCAAGAUCGUGAGCUGGAUCAAGUCCGAGGGCGACAAGCUCUCCAAGGGCGACUCCGUCGUCGUCGUGGAGUCUGAUAAGGCGGACAUGGACGUUGAGUGCUUCUACGAUGGGUUUCUGGCGUCGAUUGUGGUUCCGGAAGGAACCUCUGCCCAGGUUGGGUCCACAAUCGCCCUAUUGGCCGAAUCGGAAGAGGAAAUCGAAACUGCCAAAUCUCAAAUUCCGUCUCUUACCCCUGCAGGAGGAGGCUCAAAUUCGACACCGGAAUCUGCUAAUUCUUCAAUUCCAUCAGCUGUUUCUGUCGAUUUGCCCGACCCGACUAAGAGCCUGACCCAGCAUGGAAGCCGGGGGUCUGCCCUGCACCCGGCUUCCGAUAAGGGGAAGAGGGUGGUGGCAACCCCAUACGCAAAGAAACUGGCGAAGGAGCUUAAAGUUGACCUGAAGAGUGUUUCUGGCAGUGGCCCGAAUGGGAGGAUUGUUCCUAAGGAUGUUGAGGCUGCCGGUGGUGUUACUUCUGCUGCCACCACUGGUGUUACUUCUGCUGCUGUCAGUGGUGGCUCCGCCACGGAGAAGAGGAGUGAACCUGUGGUGGAGUUGGGGAAGACAGUGCCAUUCACUGCAAUGCAGAGUGCUGUGAGUAGGAAUAUGGUGGAGAGUUUGAGUGUGCCAAGCUUUAGAGUUGGUUACACCAUUACUACAGACUCACUUGAUGCUCUCUACAAAAAGAUCAAGUCAAAAGGAGUUACAAUGACGGCACUAUUGGCAAAAGCAGCUGCCCUUGCUCUGGUUCAACAUCCUGUUGUGAAUGCAAGUUGUAGAGACGGGAAGAGUUUUACGUACAACAGUAGCAUCAACAUUGCCGUUGCAGUGGCCAUUGACGGUGGGUUGAUCACUCCGGUGCUCCAGGAUGCUGACAAGGUUGAUAUAUACUCAUUGUCAAGAAAGUGGAAGGAACUAGUUGGUAAAGCCCGGGCAAAGCAGCUCCAGCCUCAUGAAUAUAACACAGGCACUUUUACCGUGUCCAACCUUGGGAUGUUUGGAGUUGAUCGUUUUGAUGCCAUUUUACCGCCUGGAACUGGUGCAAUAAUGGCUGUGGGAGCUUCUAUACCAACUGUUGUUGCCACCAACGAUGGGUGGGUUGGUAAAAAGAACCAAAUGCAGGUAAAUGUUACUGCAGACCACCGCAUAAUAUACGGUUCUGAUCUCGCCUCUUUCUUGCAAACGUUUGCAAAGAUUAUCGAAGACCCCAAAGAUCUCACUCUCUAAGUCCAGUUAUACAUGCCCCAUUUUUGAAGACUUGAGUGCUUUACUGUAAUUUCACUCUAGUUAAGUUUCAUAAAUGAACCCAUUUUUUUCAACAUAAACAUUUUGUGGACAUCUUCUGGUCAUCUUUUUGAGGGGUUGGAAUCAAAUGAAAUCCUUAUU